AUGGCGGCACCUUUCAGCUCUCGUCGCGCAGGAUCUGGCGCUCGGGGCGUGGGCGAGUCGCUCAUCCUCAAGAGACGCCAGCGAGAAGAUCACCUGGCCAGCUACGCCACGUCCGUCAAGGGCUUCUUGAGGGCCAACUCGCGCGCGGAAUGGGAGGACUCGCUGUACGACAAAGGCGAGAAGAAGCAGGUGCGACGGGCGGUCGCUCAGCUCAAGAACCAGCAUGAGUCGCAGCUCCACUCGAGACGACUGCGGCUGGCGGAGCUGUAUAAUCGAGAGAUGGAGGAGUGGGAAGACGCGUGUCUGGCCAAUGUGGAGACCCCGGAAGAUCGGAAACAGAAUAUGAUUCGGCGCGCUUUGGAGCUGAAAGAGCGACGUGAAAGGGAGCGUCAGGCGAUUGUGGAGGAGAAGCGAAUGCAGCAGUAUCGUGAGUCGUGCGACGACUGCCGUGUGGAAGACUCGAACAAGAUCCAGCAGCUUGUACUGCAAGAUCGAGACAAGCAGCUUGAGGAGAGAAUGCGGAUAGCCGAGCAGGAGCGCGAGAUCGAGAUCAUGAUGGCUCAGCUGUGGGAGGAGGAUCGGCUGAAGAAAGAGGAGCGCGACCGUCGAGAUGUGGAAAUGGCGUUGAAGCGCAACGAAGAGAUGAAGAACAUCUUGGACCUUCAGGUAGAUCUAGUGCAGAAGCGGAAGGCUGAGACGGGGGAGCGCAAACGAAGAGAAGACUACGACCAGCUCAGCGAGUGGGAGCGCCUGAAGCAAGUCGAAGAGGAUCUGGAGAAGAAGAACCGUGAGAAGGAGAUCCUGCGAGCGUUGGACGUCAAGAAGUUUAACCAAGAGCGCGUGGAGGCGAAUCGACUGGCUUCGGAGCGGGAGCGGCUGUAUGACCAGCGCUUGCUGGAGCAGGCCCUAGCACUCGAAGCCGACACGCAGCGUCGAGAGAAGGAGCUGCAAGACAAGUUCCGACAGGAUCAGCUCGAGUACCAGCGCAUGCUCAAGCGGCAGAUGGAGACCGAGGCCGAGGAUUCGUCGUACCUGGACAAGCUCCGCAAGGACAUGGAGGAUGAAGUAUGGGCUAAACGUGACGCGCAACACAACACCGAGGAAGCUGCUCGCCAAGAACUUCUGCGCCAAGUGCUCAUUUCACGCAACAACCAGAUCGAGACCAAGCGCAGCAACAAAAUCCAGGCUAGGGAAGAGGACACAGCGUACAUGAACCAGCUCAAGCGCGAUGCAGAGGAGGCGCUGCAAAAAGAACUUCGCGAACAGGAAGAACGGCGGGAGGAGCUCAAGCGCACACAGUCCGACCUGUUGCGUCAGCAGGAAGAGAAGCGAAUCGCAGAGGAGCAAAAGAAGCAGGCCGAGUUUCUGGAGCUCAAGCGCAUGCAGCUGGCCGAGAAGCAGCACAAAGAGCGCGUCAAACAGUUCUCCAGCCACACUCCGCCCACCAACUACCGCCGAAAGACUGCACAAUGGUACUUCGACGCAUGA
Molecule: messenger RNA, 1488 nt
Organism: Phytophthora sojae
Lineage: Eukaryota; Oomycota; Peronosporomycetes; Peronosporales; Peronosporaceae
Exons: 6
Coding region: 1-1488 (495 amino acids)
Source: RefSeq, a predicted model, not a curated record